UCCUCACAACUUCACCAUACUAGCUAACUGAUCAUUCAUCCAUUCCCUGGCCUUCUCCCCCAUCUCUUCUUCCCUAAAUAUAACCAAAUUAUCAACAAAGCUUACAGUAAACGUCAGCAAUGGCCAUCGGCAACUGUCUCGUCGUCUUCACCAUCACCCUUCUUUCAUUAGCUUCUUCCCCUGUUCUCGCCACCGAUGGCAAGCCACUUCAGGAUUACUGCGUCGCCGAUAAGAGUGGAGCAGUGCCGAUGAAUGGGUUCGCUUGCAAGCCACCAGAAUCAGUAAAGGCGGAUGAUUUCACCUUCAGGGGGCUCAACAAACCGGGCGACACCAACAACACGGCCGGAUUCAAAGCCACGCUGGUGACCGUGAACCAGAUCCCGGGGCUCAACACCCAAGGCGUGUCCAUGGUCCGCCUCGACUUCGCCCCCGGUGGAGUGAACGCGCCCCACAUCCACCCGAGGGCGAGUGAGCUGCUCAUCGUCAUGGAAGGCACCCUCGAGGUCGGGUUCGUCACCACACUGCCGGAGACCAAGCUCAUCACCAAGGUCCUGCAAGCGGGGGAAGCGUUCGUGUUUCCCCAGGCGCUGACGCACUACCAGAGGAACGUCGGCAAGGAGGCAGCCGUCGGGAUCGCGGCGCUCGACAGCCAGAACCCUGGGACCCAGCCGGUGGUUGCGGCGGUGUUGGGUUCGUGUCCCAAGAUUCCGGUCGAGGUUGUGGCCAAGGCGCUUCAGGCUGAUGACAGUGUGGCCACUCAGCUCCAGUCUAAGUUCAAAUGAUGACGAUACCACUGUUGUUCAUCGUGCAUGGAUUAAUUAAUGGAAUUCUGCAUGGGCUAGUUGAUGCAGGAUAGUUGAUUAGACCGAGGGUUUGAGAGAGAGUCGAGAGAAAAUUGGGUAUGGGUUGAGAAGGAGUUUGAGAUUAAGAUUGAGAAAAUGGGAAGAUAGAGAUUGAGUAUUGAACUGAAAAUGUACUAAAGGUUCCGAUUAUUCGAUUAGUAAUGCAAUGAAAACGAU
Messenger RNA from Linum tenue, 1019 nucleotides. NCBI's taxonomy places the organism in Eukaryota, Viridiplantae, Streptophyta, Magnoliopsida, Malpighiales, Linaceae. The record is from the annotation of a GenBank genome assembly.